AUGACGCUGGCAAUACUUUUGCUAACCUCUCUACUCACAUUCACACACAUCCUUGCCACUCCCGAUGAACGUGAUGGCCGCGCUCUGUUUAUGCGCACACGCAAUAACUUUCCCAGUUAUCCCACACCUCAAUGCAUUUGUAUACCCGGCGCUCGCGGUAGUACUGGGGAGCCGGGUACAGCUGGCGUGAAGGGACCACGUGGUGAAACAGGCUUAAAAGGUCCAAAGGGGCCACAAGGUCCCAACGGGCCACCUGGACUGCAAGGUGCUAACGGACGUGAUGGUCCUACCGGUGCGCCCGGUUCGCCGGGGCCAGCUGGUCGACGUGGUUUCCCCGGUGGACGUGGUUUACCCGGCCCGAUAGGACCGCCUGGCUUGCCUGGACCACAGGGAGCCCAGGGUGAUCCUGGGGUAGUAAUUUCUGCAACAACAGCUGCGUCUACAACCAACAGUUCGUCCACGAGACGAUAUUAA
Molecule: messenger RNA, 474 nt
Organism: Anastrepha ludens (Mexican fruit fly)
Lineage: Eukaryota; Metazoa; Arthropoda; Insecta; Diptera; Tephritidae
Product: collagen alpha-1(X) chain
Exons: 2
Coding region: 1-474 (157 amino acids)
Source: RefSeq, a predicted model, not a curated record